GAAGGGGAGGAGGGGGGGCUGUCUUUCGUGGGGGGAACCAAUGUCUCUUUGUGCCUCUUCCCUGCAGGAGAGAGCUGCGAGGACAAGAGCCCCCCCGGGCCGGCCUCCAAGAGGGUGCGCACAGCCUACACCAGCGCGCAGCUGGUGGAGCUGGAGAAGGAGUUCCACUUCAAUCGCUACCUGUGCCGGCCGCGCCGCGUGGAGAUGGCCAACCUACUCAACCUGACCGAGCGGCAGAUCAAGAUCUGGUUCCAGAACCGCCGGAUGAAGUACAAAAAGGACCAAAAAGCCAAAGGCAUCAUGCACUCCCCCGUCGGACAGUCUCCGGACCGCAGCCCCCCUCUUAGCGGCCCAAACCACGUCGGCUACUCCAGCCAGCUCCCCGGCGUCAACAGCCUCAGCUACGACGCGCCCUCGCCCACCUCGUUCGCCAAGUCCCAGCAGAGCAUGUACGGGCUGGCCGCCUACACGGCGCCGCUGAGCAGCUGCCUGCCGCAGCAGAAGCGCUACGCGGGCGCGGAGUACGACCCCCAUCCCAUGCAGAGCGGCGGCGGCGGCUUCGCCAACCCCAGCCUGCAGGGCAGCCCCGUCUACGUGGGGGGCAACUUCGUGGACUCGAUGCCGGCCUCGGGCCCCAUGUUCAACCUGGGGCACCUGCAGCACCCCUCCUCCGCCAGCGUGGACUACAGCUGCGCCGCCCAGAUCCCCGGCGGCCACCACCACGGACCUUGCGACCCCCACCCUACCUACACGGACCUUUCCUCUCACCACACCUCUCAGGGACGGAUGCAGGAGGCGCCCAAGCUCACGCAUCUGUAGCGGGGCGGCGGCCAGCGGGCCCCGCUCCCCUCUCCAUUACCUCACUUUUCUGACGGGACAGUGUUACUGUGCUCUCUAGUGCCAACAGUAUCAGUGGAUUUGUCUCCCUUAGCAGCUCCCUUCUUUCUUCCGCAGCCCCGAGUAGGUCCGUGAGCAGGAGCCUUUCUCUUAGAGCUGUUUUAAGCAUGACAGUGCAAUAUACUGCCAACCGAGGGACUGAUAAGCUGGUAAUGAUGUACUUGAAGGUAAGUCUUAGAGAUGCUGUAGUGUUAGCAGCGCGUCAUGCUGAGGUGUUUUAGACCAGUCGUGAGCCGUCGGAACUCGCCCGCGCGUAAGCUUAUUUCAGAAAAGUUAAUUUAUGAGUUCUUCCGUAACGUAAGGAUCGCAUUGGACUAAAUGAUAAUGUAUUUAUUAUUUUAAGCGAGACAUUUUUUGUAUCACUGAUUAUUUAUCCUCGUCUUAAUGUAUUUAUGUGGGUAUUUGUAGAAUUUCUUCACCAAUACUUCGGGAGAGGGAUUCAGGUCCGUGGUGACUUACAUUUCACCUAUUUAGUAUAAUCGGUCUGAGCUAGUUGAGAGAGUAGUCUUGAACAGUUGUAACAGUGGCUGGUGUUCGUAGUUUAUGUAAGGAUUAAUUAAGACAGCAAGUCGUAAAUCAUUAAUAGAGUAAAACAAACUGUGGCAUCACACAAAGAGCCGUUACACUUAAAAAAUAUUGAAAGUAUUUUUAAAGUAUUUAUUUCUAAUCGGCUGGCCCCACUCGAGCGCCUCGGUGGCUUGGCUGGCAGCUGGCUCGGCCGGGUGAAGCCACCUUUAGUUGGAAGCGCAGCCGCUCUGAGGAGGCGAUCUACAAAGAGGGGCUCCUGGCCGUCUUGUUUCAGAUCAAAUCCUGCAUAUAAAAACCUCGGUGAGGUUAGCAUUUAUUUAUUGGCUGGGUAUCUAUCGCGCAUAUUAUUUUGAUGGGCUAUUUUCUUUCUUUUUAUUUAUUUAU
Molecule: messenger RNA, 1809 nt
Organism: Cyanistes caeruleus (blue tit)
Lineage: Eukaryota; Metazoa; Chordata; Aves; Passeriformes; Paridae
Source: RefSeq, a predicted model, not a curated record